This is a messenger RNA of Penicillium psychrosexuale, 1404 nucleotides long. RefSeq names its product amine oxidase, flavin-containing superfamily. The record is from RefSeq and is a predicted model, not a curated record. Gene Ontology annotation, cellular component: cytosol. Bases 1 to 1404 code for a protein of 467 amino acids. Lineage: Eukaryota; Fungi; Ascomycota; Eurotiomycetes; Eurotiales; Aspergillaceae. Gene Ontology annotation, molecular function: UDP-galactopyranose mutase activity; flavin adenine dinucleotide binding. The transcript has a single exon.
AUGUUUCUGUCAAAACUUCCUUCCGUGGUCACAUUUUGGCUAGCCGUGGCAGUCACCGGCAAUACGUUCGAUCCCAAAAAUUACGCCAAAGCAGAUGUCAUAGUCUGCAAUGUUGCCGUGGUUGGAGGGGGAUCCUCGGGAACAUAUGCCGCCAUCAACCUGCGCAAGAUGGGCCAGAGCGUAGUGGUUGUGGAAAGAAAGAAGCACCUGGGUGGCCACACAAACACUUACACUGAUAAAUCUACUGGUCUCACUGUGGAUUAUGGCGUGCACUCGUUCCUGAACAGCUCUAUCACGCUUGACUAUUUUGCCCACUUCAACAUCUCCCUUGUCAAGUCUACCGAGCCCAGUGCCACUAUCUCGUUGGCAGAUUUUAAUACAGGAAACCCUGUGAUAUUCAACCCCAGUCGAAACCUGACCGGAUGGGCCAUUCAGCUCGCGCAGUACCCUUGGCUGGACUCUACCUGGAAAAUCCCACAGCCUGUUCCUCCAGACCUGCUCCUACCAUUGGGGGACUUCCUUGUCAAAUAUAACAUCUCGGAUGCUGCUUUUAACCUUUAUCUCAGCUCCCAGGGAAUUUCAAAUCCACUACAGCAGUUAACAGUCAACGUGAUGAAGAUGGUGGACGCUGCAUACUUGAGAGAAAUAGCAGGUGCUGGGCUCAGCACCGCAGAUAAUAACAACUCUGAGCUAUACGUCAAGGCUCUUGCUGAGCUGCGAUCAGACGCCCUCGUCUCCUCAACCGUGACGGCUGCUGCAAGACAACAAACAGGACGAGGCGUCUCACUCGUCGUCAAGACGCCCACGGGAUUCAAGCUCGUCCAAGCAUCUAAGCUUUUGAUCACCAUUCCCCCGACUCUAGAAAAUAUGAGGCCAUUCAACUUAAAUCUAGAGGAGCUUCAGAUGUUCUCACAGUGGACCUAUAUGGGCUACUAUACCCUACUACUCAAUAACACUGGUUUGCCCGAAGGGUACCAGUGGAUCAAUGCGAACAACUCAUCUGCAACAUACCACAUUCCUCAGCAACCUGGAGCUUCCCAAAUUAUGAGCACCCGCAUUCCGGGAGUGUUCUACGUCUGGUACCGUAGCCCGUCACACAUGACGCGGUUGGCAGUCGAGCAAGCGACUAUUCGGGCCAUUCAGAACCUGCAGAAAGCACAGAACUUUACGAUUACAACUCCCCAAAUCAUCAAAUUCAACUCUCACACGCCAUUCAAGCUAAGUGUGUCGGCUCAAGCUAUCCGCGACGGUUUCUACAGUGACCUGUAUGCGUUGCAGGGAAAACGUAGCACUUGGUACACCGGCGCUGCAUUGAUCUCUCACAAUGGAGGGGUUAUUUGGAAAUUCACGCAGGCGCUAUUGCCCCAGAUUAUUGCAGCUCGAUCAGGGGCGACCUGCGGCUGA